Schistosoma bovis is the source of this 5190-nucleotide messenger RNA. Lineage: Eukaryota; Metazoa; Platyhelminthes; Trematoda; Strigeidida; Schistosomatidae. The record is from the annotation of a GenBank genome assembly.
AAGCGCAAUUUUCGUAACCAGCGUAACUUAGAUAUAUGCAAGGUAUUGGAUGCAUAACUUUCCAUAGUUGAACAUUGCAACCUCUCAAGGAUAUAUCUGGAGUAAAUAAGUACUUUGUAUUUUCAGAGGCUUUACGAUGAAACCACCAUUUAUGGAUAACUUUUGAACGACAUUAAUGCGGCCUUGAGAAUGUUCACCCUUUUGAUUAGGGAUAAAGAGGAUUUUAAACCUAUGUGAAGGAUAAGGAUUGUGAUUUAUGGUUGACGAUUAUGGAUAGAGAUUAGAUUCAAGGUUUACAUCACGAACUGACACCAGCUUAAGUGCCAAGACGCUAUUUAGCCAAAAGGAUAAAGAAUUCCGCGCGGAAAUCGUAAGUCUGUUUGGUUCGUCUAUAAAUCAUAGUCUCGUCGCGCACAAUCUCCCUUCUACGUUUCUCGAAAAGAUAGAUGAAACUGGUUUCAUGUAGGGGCUAUGAGCACUGAAAAAGCUGUGUUUCCUUUUAAAUUGUUCAUUUUGGUUCAUUUUCAAACUUUUCAAAGUACGUUGAAUAUCCCGUAGAUUAUGUAUUGGCUAUUAUCAUCAGGCCUUGUGCCAGUUUUCUCGUAUCUGCUUUUAAUAUAUACUGCGUCUAUCGAAAUAAUGAUGUAGAAUACAACCGGAAACUUGUCGAAAGUGCGUUUCAUUAUGUAGAGGAAGAGAUUAGUUAUCUUCCUUUAUCUAAGGCAUCCCCUAGACAUACCUUUACCGAACAUUUUGACUUCGUUGGUGUCCGUGGGUUAUGAUUUAGAGUUAGUAGCAUUGAACUGAGGAAUCUAGCAUAAAAAGCAAGAAUCCUAGCGAGCAAUGUUUUUCAUAUAAGCAUUAGAGAAGUUAAUAAGUUUGCUAAUUUUCGUUUUAUGAUAGAGUUAUCAUCUUACCAGGCAUCUCAACUUUUUGAAACACACUAAAUAAGUAAGGUUUCACAUACUCGGCUUUGGGCUGUGUUUAGUGUAGAAACCUGUGAUAACAUACAGAUGUUGAAGCUGGAUCUAAACUACGGUCUACGAUGCAAACUUUAAGCUACUGAGAUAGCUGUCUUUCCAAACCAACUCACUGACAGACGUCGCUUUUUCGGAAAAACGUCACCCAGAUUCAUCCUUAGUAUAAUCCAUCUGUUAUUAAUCGUGGCAUUAAUAAACAUUGCUAGCAAGUCACUUUAUCGUAAACUGUUAAUUAAAAAUAAGUUCAACUGAGUAGGAAAUUGACAUUGGGUUGUUUUUAGGAACCUGUGUUUUCCCGAAUAUGACUUACCUCAUUGUUGUUUGUUUACUCUGAAAUUGAUUUAACAUACAACAAAUGUUUCAGGAAUGCUAUUAGUUCAUUAACGAUAGGCCUGAAUUUUUAUAAAUUACCAUGUUAUAUACACCUUGGCGUCUCAAGCUACGCUGAAGACCAGCCAAUUGUAAAUCCAAAUAAAACAGUUAAAGCCGAUUUUCAUAACUUAGAUUAUAGGAUUUAAAAUAGUUCAUUAAAAAGUACAUCGCUAAAACUACGGGGAUAUAACUUUAUCAUCCCGAAGUGCGUUCUUAAGAAAUCAUAACGUGAAAUUUCAUUCUAUGGAGAAUCGGCUUAUACCAACUUCUCUCUAGCUUCUUUCGAAACACGGGCUUUGUGUUUGAUGUUAGUGAUUGUACGUUUUUUCCUGUGAUAUCAAUGAUAACCCUUUGAAUCUGCGAAUAAUCAUCUCUGACCUCCGGUCUUUUGCUACAUACAAGCGUUUUUUAUAUGCACCAACAAAGAUAACUGAAUGUUUUGUUGAGUUUUCUAUUUUUAAGUUUCUCUGUGUAAAAAUAUCAAUGUAAAGGUUAUCAGCUUGUGUGGAUCUCGCGUAUUUUCUUCUUAGGAUGUCAGCAGAAAUUCAACAAGCCGAAGAAAAAUCGAUACGAGAACUUCUCUCUGAGCGUUAUAAGGACUACUUAAACCUUUCAGAUGCGGAUCGAAUUCGCUACGUUAAUUUUUCAAAAGAACUGAGCGCUGCAUUACAUGGUGAUGAUCCAUCAUCCUUAAAAAGGACGAUUGGUAAUCACAUCUUUUCUGAUCCUGAAAAGUUGAUUCACAUGAAAUUACUAACUUUUCCUUUGCCACCAAAUGAAGAAUUAAUGGUGCGCCGGGUAAUGGACAGUUGUCCAUUUAAAGCUCUGUUAAGCUGCUUUGGAGGUUCAUUCAACUUGAAAUAACCACUAAAUAAAUAUAUAGGUUUUGUUUUGGGCGGUAUCUUUGGGUUGUUUUCGGCCAGUGUGGACCCAAUGAGCACAGUACAUGGUGCGGAAAUUCCAACUACUCGUCAAGUUAUGAAGGAAAUGUAUUCCCGUUCAUUAUCACAUGCCAAGAGUUUUGCUAUGAUUGGGACACUUUUCGCUGGUACCGAAUGUGCUCUUGAGAGUGUAAGCUAUGUUAUGGCUUUGUGAUAUUGGUUUUUUAGUACCGUGGCAAGAGUGAUCUUCUGAAUAGUACAUUGUCAGGUGCAAUCGUCGGUGGUGGGAUAGGUUUUCGAGGUAAUUUUGUGUAUAUGUGAUACUCAUUUAAAUUUUACUAGCUGGUUUACAAGCCGGUCUUUUGGGAGCUGCUGGCUUCUCAAUAUUUUCUACUGCCAUCGAUUACUAUUUUAGACACAAAAACUAGUCGUUCUUGACUCAGUACUUGUACAGUUGUAGUAAAAUAUAAUGAAAUAUUGCACAGAGUUUCUUUUCAUUUUGCCCUGUUUAUCCCGUUCGUUUAUCAAGUGUUUGUUUUCAGAUAAAUCACGGUCGUUUGUCGGAGAUGAGUCAUAAAAUUAAGUCGGAAGUCAGCUCAUAUUACAAACACGAUAAGGUUACUGUAAAUCGUCGCAGAAGUUCUAGCAUUGAUAGUAACGAUGAUAAAAUGUCUUACGUCAGUCGGUCGUCUAAUCAUAAACAUAGCAAGACUAAAUCUCAUAGUUCGACUAAGUCAACAACCCAUUCAGAACAUAAGACAUCCCACCAUUCUUCCAAAAAGAAAAGAAAAAAGCAUAGGAGGUCAUCAUCUAACUCAUCGUCCUCUUCAUCAUCAUCGUCGUCAUAUGACAAUCGCUCUGAUAAUGGAACCACGAAGAAACAUACAUCAUCAGCCGCUGUUCCCAAGGAAUUGUUAUCUCUUUCACUGGAAGAAAUACAAAAGAUUAGUGAGGAAAGGCGACAAAAGAAGGCUUUGAUAAAAAUCCUGGAAACACCAGAAGAGAAACGAGCUAGACGUUUAGCUAAAAAGGAAGCUAAAGAACGUUGGAGACGUGAACGAAUGGGAUGGGAUAAAGAGUAUUUAGGUUAUACAAAUGAAGAUAAUCCAUUCGGUGAUCAUCAUCUUUCUGAAUCAUUUGUUUGGAAACGGAAAUUAGAACGACAAGGAUUGUCACAUUUAUCCAAAGAGGAGCUUCAAGUCUUACAAAAAAAGAAAAUGCAAGAGAAUAAAAUGGAAUUGGAAGCUGUUCGACGUAGACGUAUUGAAAGAGAACGAGAACGUGAACAGCAUGAAAAAGAAAUGGAAAUGAUGCAACGAGAUAAAGAAGCAGAAUAUUAUCGAUCAUGGGAACAACAAGAAGACCAUUUCCAUUUACAACAAGCUAAAUUACGUUCUCGUAUUCGUAUUGCCGAUGGACGUGCUAAACCAAUUGAUUUGUUAGCAAAAUAUAUAGCUGACCAAGAGGAAGAUCCAAUGGAAUUUGAUAUAUCAGGUGUAGUAGAAAUUUUGGAACCGACACAAUUUCUUGUUGGCUUAGGUAUAGAAGAUUUAGAAGAUUUACUUGAAGAUAUUAAGGUAGUGUAUAUGGAAUUAGAAAAAGGUUGUAAUGCAGAAUAUUGGCGUGAUAUUACAACUGUUGUUGAAGAUGAAUUAAAUAAAUUGCGUCGAUUAGAAGAAAAUAGUGGAGUAGCUGGUGCAUGCGGUGCCGAUACCAGAGGUCGUAGUUCGGCUACUAUUAGUCAGUCUGUUAUGCAAAGUGUUGCUGAAACAUUAAAGGGUAAAACAUACAAUCAAUUAAGUGCAUUAGAAAAACAAAUUGCUCCAAAGCUACGUGGUGGUGAAGGUGUAGAUGUAACUUAUUGGGAGACAUUAGCUCAAUUUGUUCGUGCUCAAAUGGCCCGUACUCGUCUACGUGAUAUGCAUCAAGACAAUCUUAAACGUAAAUUAGAAUGUUUGCGUCAAGCUCAAGGUAUUGUCUCAGAACCAUUGUUUCCUAGUGCUGUUGUUGCUAAACAGCCAAAUGAUCAUGUCGAAUUGGACAUUGAACAACCUGCUCAAUCUAUUGAAGAUGAAAAUGAUCCUGAAAAUUUCAUCCCACCUCCUUUACCUCCGAUUGAAUUGAACAGAGACGGUAAUCCAGUUAGUAAUAAUGCUAUUGAAGACUUACACAGCGCUGAAGCUAUCAAAGCUGUUCGUGCAGCUGAACUACAAGCGGCUGCUUUGAUUGAAGAAGAAUCGUAUAAUCCGUCGAUUUAUUCACCACCACGUAUUAAUCCGGAUGAUUUAGAAUUGGAUGCCGUUAUUUAUAAUCCAGAAGAUGACCAAGCGAAAAUUGAAUAUCAGCGUCAAGAAGUCUUACGUACAGGAACGAUGCAAGCUACUGAAGAAGAAGAGCUUAUAAGACGAGCUAGAGAAGGCAUGGAAGAUGGUGAAGAUGCACAAUUCUCAGUUAUGAUUCCAGUUGAAGAUCAAUCUUUCCUUUGGUCCGAUAAAUAUAGACCAAGAAAACCACGUUUCUUUAAUCGUGUUCAUACUGGUUUUGUAUGGAACAAAUAUAAUCAAACACAUUAUGAUCUAGAUAAUCCACCGCCUAAAAUUGUUCAAGGCUAUAAAUUCAAUGUUUUUUAUCCGGAUUUAAUUGACAAAACUAAAACACCAACUUAUACAUUAACAUCAUGCGGUGAAGCAGAGAAAGAUUUUGCUAUUCUACGUUUUAUCGCUGGACCACCAUAUGAAGAUAUUGCAUUUAAAAUUGUUAAUCGUGAAUGGGAAUAUUCGUAUAAACAUGGAUUUCGAUGUCAAUUUCAAAAUAAUAUCUUUCAAUUAUGGUUUCAUUUUAAACGAUUUCGUUAUCGUCGAUAAUGGAGAUGAAAAUUACUUUAUACUACUUAAACUUUACAAAAACUUGUAUAUUCUGUAUUUUCACAUUUGUUAUUUAAUAGAAUGUAUAUUUUG